Molecule: messenger RNA, 1392 nt
Organism: Ustilaginoidea virens
Lineage: Eukaryota; Fungi; Ascomycota; Sordariomycetes; Hypocreales; Clavicipitaceae
Exons: 1
Coding region: 1-1392 (463 amino acids)
Source: RefSeq, a predicted model, not a curated record
AUGAGCCACGCUCGAGUCAAAGCCCUCAAGGGCGCUGGGAAAACCACUUCCAGAAAGGCCAUCAAGUCUGGCCGUGCUUCGGGGAACAUUACCCCUCAAAGCUCCCCACUGCCGUCAUCGCAUACGUCACCAAUACACUCUGCUGCUCACAGCCGCGCCGCUUCCGAUGCGAGCGAUAACGAAUUUGAUGACGAGCCCGUGCAAUUUGAAGACACCAUGUACGGUGAUGGUUUGGGAGGGACCGCAUUAGCCAUUCAUUUUAUGGGCCCCAGCACCGUCAUCGACGUCAAAGCUCUGAUCGAUACAAUGCGAGACAAGAAACACAACAAUAGUGAAGUUCGCGAGAAAAUACUCGGGGGCUAUAAUAAAGUGCUUCGCACCAGAUUCGAAGCGGAAACUCGCGAGCGCUGGUUGACUUCUUCUGCGCUUGAGCUGGCGCAGUUUUUUCUCAGGGGAGCUGAUCGGGGUGCAACCGCUCGGGAGAGGCUCCUGAGUCUCCAGGCCUACUAUCUGACUGUUGGUACCACCGGAGACCUGGAGAUCUUCGAAACCAGCGAGCGGGCUUUGAAACAGAUUCUGAUAGAUGACGACAAUGACGAAAUCAGGGUGCUUGCCAUCUACGUCCUUUGCUUGACGGUUCUUUACGCCGGCGGAUUGGAAGAAGCUGCGCUGGAAGUCAUGCAGUACCUUGUUGAUAUCGUGCAGACCGACGGUGACAGCGUCGAAUUGCACGACAACGAGGCGGUCGUGGCUGCCGCCAUUGUCGGCUGGACCUUUGUGGCCAGCCAUGUCCGAGACUUUUCAGCCUCUGCCGAUGCCGCCAUGAAUGCCUUUGUCGAGCAACUCGACAGCUCCGUUGUCGAUGUGCAGUGCAACGCGGCGCAAGCCAUUGCGCUCAUCUUUGAGUCGGCACGAAACUACGAGGCGGAGAUGGGCGAGCCUUUUCAACUGCAAUGCGACCCCCAAAGACUUGCUGGACGGAUGAGGGAGCUUAUCAAAGCCAGCAGCAGCAAGUCGGUGCCCAGGAAGCAACGCCGAAAGAUGCGCGAGAGCCUCGCCAGCGUAGCUACCUCUCUCGAACGGGGCGUUGGACCUUUCUACUCAACCGCGCUCCUCUUCCCGGACCAUAUUGCUGACGGCCGAGCAACUAUAUCCUAUCGCAACGAGGAAGGCGAGCCAGAGUACGGCUACAGGUGCCAUCUACGCAUCGGAAUUUACAGCACCCUCGUCAGCACCUGGUCGCUCCUGUCCCGUGCUCGGGUGAUGAAGAUCUUGUUCCGCGAAGCACUCCAGCGCCACCUCUUCAUCAACCCUGUAGUCAUGGAAUGCCUGGACGAUGCGAAGUGGACAGUUGUCGGUGGCGUCCGCCGACCAUGUUGUCAUUGUCAUUGA